AUGAAGGCUGUAAAUGCAACGAAAAGUCAUCGUAUAGCAGAUUUGAUGGCGAUCAUAUACGGUGUCAUAUGUAUUCUUCCGCUCUUAUUCGUUUCUAUCCACGCAGCUGAUAAAGCAAAAGAUGUGACAACGAGUUUUCCUGGGCAAUGGGAGCUGUUAACUGAUAAUUCUGGUGUCUCGGCAAUGCAUCUAAUUUUGCUUCCAAAACUUAAUAAGGUUUUGAUGUAUGAUGCUACAAUUUGGAGGAUAUCAAAGAUUGCAUUGCCUCCUGAGAAGAUGCCUUGCCGUGUUGCUAAUGCGGCCACUGGUGAACUAGACUGUUGGUCACAUUCAGUAUUAUUUGAUUAUGAUACAGCAAAACUGACGGCACUCAAGAUUGUGACAGACACAUGGUGCUCAUCUGGAGGCCUCACAGUGGACGGAGACUUUGUUGGCAUUGGAGGUUAUAAAGAUGGAGCAACCACCGUGAGAUAUCUAACCUCAUGUGAAGAGUGUGAUUGGAGGGAAUCCCCAAGAACACUUGCACAACCUAGAUGGUACUCAACACAAGUAACUUUACCUGAUGCUUCCUUCAUGGUGUUUGGUGGACGUGGCGCUUAUGAUUACGAAUACAUUCCACCAGAAGGGCAAACAAAUAAGGAGGCCAUCUUCUUCCCCUUGCUCAAGGACACCCAUGAUAGAUUGCCUAAUGUACAACCACCACUAGUAGAGGACUCAAUUGAAAAUAAUUUAUACCCUUUUGUCCACCUUUCCCCCGAUGGCAAUCUCUUCAUUUUUUCCAACAACCGUUCAAUCUUGCUAAAUCCAAAGACAAAACAAAUUGUUCGUGAGUAUCCAAUUCUUCCUGGUGGGUCUCGUAAUUACCCGGCAUCAGCAAUGUCCGCUCUCCUCCCACUACGACUUAAACUAGGAAAGUUGAAAAAGAUCAACGCCGAAGUAUUGAUUUGUGGUGGUGCACCCUGGGAUUCAUUUUAUUACGCAGAGAAGCAUAAGAAAUUUUUACCCGCAUUACAAGAUUGUGGAAGAUUACAAAUCCUAGACCCCAAUCCAGUUUGGAAGAUAGAAAAAAUGCCAGCUCCUCGUGUAAUGGGCGAUAUGAUGAUUCUUCCAACUGGAGAUGUGUUAAUGCUCAAUGGCGCAAAAACAGGUACAUCAGCAUGGAAUGAUGCCGAAGAACCUUAUCUGGCUCCUGUUUUAUAUAGGACUAAAGGACCAAAGGGCUCCAGAUUUAGGGAAUUAACACCUUCAAACAUUCCAAGAAUGUACCAUUCCGUAGCUGGAGUGUUACCAGAUGGAAAAAUUCUUGUAGCAGGUAGCAACACUCACGAUGGAUACGAAUAUAAUGCCAAAUACCCUACAGAGCUUAGGGUUGAAAAAUUUUCUCCCCCUUACUUGGAUCCAUCAGUGGCUGGCCUAAGACAGCAGAUACUAGUUGAAGCUUCUGACGAAGUGCUCAGUUAUGGCCAACAGUUCUCAAUUAAGGUUAAGUCUAAUGAAAGAAUACUUAAUAAGGAAGAACUUACAGUGACAAUGUAUGCACCACCUUUUACCACACAUGGUAUCUCAAUGAGUCAAAGGCUCCUUAUCUUAGUUAUAGUGGAAGUAGUUAGUGAUGUUUCUCCUGGAGUUCAUAACAUUGUGGCUGGGGCACCCAUGCAAGGCGAAUUAGCUCCUCCUGGUUAUUAUCUUCUUUCUGUCGUUUACAAUGGAGUGCCAAGCGUUUCCAUGUGGGUUCAGAUUAAAUAG
Molecule: messenger RNA, 1746 nt
Organism: Pistacia vera
Lineage: Eukaryota; Viridiplantae; Streptophyta; Magnoliopsida; Sapindales; Anacardiaceae
Product: aldehyde oxidase GLOX1-like
Exons: 3
Coding region: 1-1746 (581 amino acids)
Source: RefSeq, a predicted model, not a curated record